Messenger RNA from Cavenderia fasciculata, 450 nucleotides. RefSeq lists its product as uncharacterized. The transcript is spliced from 3 exons. Bases 1 to 450 code for a protein of 149 amino acids. The record is from RefSeq and is a predicted model, not a curated record. Lineage: Eukaryota; Evosea; Eumycetozoa; Acytosteliales; Cavenderiaceae.
AUGCCAGGUUAUCUUAAUGAUAUUUGUGUAGUAGUCGGGUAUGACGAUCGUCGUGGUCGUCGCCGGGGUUACUCAACUUGUCGGUCUAUCUCCCAUAUGCAACAGAAGAUAGGGUAUAUAAAUAUAAAUACUAAAGUAUUGGAAGAGGAAGAAGAAGAAGAAGAAGAAGAAGAGGAGGGAGACUUUAAAUUGGGCAUUAGAUUCCCAGAAGAUGUUCCAAUCAACAUUAGAUACCAAAUUGUUAAUAUUUUCAACUAUUGUUCGGAUAUGAUCGAUCCUCCAGCUGAUUUACCACUACUGGAUGUCGAACCAUAUUAUAAUGCUGAUACACAUACAUGGGAUGACGACAGUUUCAUGAUAUUUAAAAGUUACAGGGUUGAAUUUGCCCUUGUUUCAAUGAUUCAAAUGAUUCAUGGUAGGUUUCCAAAACAUCGAUAUGAUAUAAAUUGA